GCCAGCUUCUCUCAUCUCAGUAUCCCAGUAACCUACCCCAUUCCAAGCUUGAGGCACCCCAUCUUCUUACUAGUUUUGCUUCCUAAGCAGAAAUCUCAGAAAGAAAGAUGAAGAUAGGGAAGGCUCCUGAGCUCCUGAAGAAGGCGGCAGCAAUGUGCAAGAGCAAGACCGUCAGGCUCCUCAUCCUUGCCUCGCUCCAGCGUCGUAGGAUGGCCACGGCUGCCGUGGUCUCCCACAAGAUCGAUGCGCUCAUUGUAGCCGACUGGGAGAGAGCGGACCGCCACAAGGCUCUCGCGCUGGGCAUGGUAGAGAAGAGACCGGUCAUCGUCCAUGAGAAUGACUUGGAGGCCAAUUUCUCUAGUCGCUUGGCGAUGUUCGGUCCAAAGAAUGGCCAUGGUUGCUUCCCAGCUGACCGAACACUACAUCCCCUCUUCAAUGAUGACCAUGAGAACUAUCGUUACACUGACGAUGAUGAUGUGGUACUUGAUUCAUGUGAUCAAGAUGAUGACGAUGAGCCAUCGGUCAUGGAUGUGAUCAAGAUAAACCCAGAAGUUGAAGGGUUGGAGUUCAACAUGGAGGUGGAGAUUGAUCAGGCUGCUGAUAUGUUCAUUAGGAGGUUCCGGCAACGGCUGAAACGAGGAAUUUUAGGGUCUUGUUUGCACAUGCAUGUACCUCGGUCUAGUGAUUUUUCUUCUUUUUAGGUGCCCACAAAUUAGAAUUUUUUGUUGAAAUAAUUAU
Messenger RNA from Triticum aestivum (bread wheat), 738 nucleotides. RefSeq lists its product as uncharacterized. Lineage: Eukaryota; Viridiplantae; Streptophyta; Magnoliopsida; Poales; Poaceae. The transcript has a single exon. Bases 108 to 701 code for a protein of 197 amino acids. The record is from RefSeq and is a predicted model, not a curated record.